This is a messenger RNA of Puma concolor (puma), 1699 nucleotides long. The record is from RefSeq and is a predicted model, not a curated record. Lineage: Eukaryota; Metazoa; Chordata; Mammalia; Carnivora; Felidae.
AGCAGGGAAAAGUGGAAAAAGUUCCAAAGAAGGACAAGACAUAAUAGAAUCAGAGAUUUCCGGCAGGAAAAACAACCUUCCUGCUACCCCGUCUACCGUAUCCAGCAAAAUAAAAGUGCCCGCCGCUCAGCCCAUAGUGAGGAGGGACAAGCGGCAAAACUCUUCGAGGUUCAGCGCCAGCAACAACAGAGAGCUUCAGAAACUACCGUCUUUGAAAGAUGUUCCUCCUGCUGAUCAAGAGAAGCUUUUUAUCCAGAAGUUGCGUCAGUGUUGUGUCCUCUUUGACUUUGUUUCCGAUCCACUGAGUGACCUAAAGUGGAAGGAAGUAAAACGAGCUGCUUUAAGUGAAAUGGUAGAAUAUAUCACCCAUAACCGGAGUGUGAUCACAGAGCCCAUUUACCCGGAAGUAGUCCAUAUGUUUGCAGUUAACAUGUUUCGAACGUUACCACCUUCCUCCAAUCCUACGGGAGCAGAAUUUGACCCCGAGGAGGACGAGCCGACGUUAGAGGCGGCCUGGCCUCAUCUACAGCUUGUUUAUGAAUUUUUCUUAAGAUUUUUAGAGUCUCCAGAUUUCCAACCUAAUAUAGCGAAGAAAUAUAUUGAUCAGAAAUUUGUAUUGCAGCUUUUAGAGCUCUUUGACAGUGAAGAUCCUCGAGAGAGAGACUUUCUUAAAACUACCCUUCACAGAAUCUAUGGAAAAUUCUUAGGCUUAAGAGCUUACAUCAGAAAACAGAUAAAUAAUAUAUUUUAUAGGUUUAUUUAUGAAACAGAGCAUCACAACGGCAUAGCAGAAUUACUGGAAAUCCUGGGGAGCAUAAUUAAUGGAUUUGCCUUACCACUAAAAGAAGAGCACAAGAUUUUCUUAUUGAAGGUGUUGCUACCUUUGCACAAAGUGAAAUCUCUGAGCGUCUACCAUCCACAGCUGGCGUACUGCGUCGUGCAGUUCUUAGAGAAGGACAGCACCCUCACCGAACCGGUGGUGAUGGCCCUUCUCAAAUACUGGCCAAAGACGCACAGUCCGAAAGAAGUCAUGUUCUUAAAUGAGUUAGAAGAGAUCUUAGACGUAAUCGAACCAUCGGAAUUUGUGAAGGUCAUGGAACCCCUCUUCCGGCAGCUGGCCAAGUGUGUGUCCAGCCCACACUUCCAGGUGGCGGAGCGAGCGCUGUAUUACUGGAACAAUGAGUACAUCAUGAGUCUGAUCAGCGACAACGCGGCCAAGAUCCUUCCCAUCAUGUUCCCGUCCUUGUACCGCAACUCCAAGACCCACUGGAACAAGACAAUACACGGCCUGAUCUACAACGCACUGAAGCUCUUCAUGGAGAUGAACCAGAAACUGUUUGACGACUGUACCCAGCAGUUCAAAGCGGAGAAGCUGAAAGAGAAGCUAAAAAUGAAAGAACGAGAAGAAGCGUGGGUUAAAAUAGAAAAUCUAGCCAAAGCAAACCCCCAGCAUGCGGUGUGUGGUGAAGCGAACACCGUGAGCCUCCCGGUGGCAAUGGGGACGGACAGGCCUCUGUCUGAAGAUGUGCAGACGCUGAGAGAGACAGUGAGUGGACAGGCCCGCCAGGCCCAGAAAGAUCUGAAGAAGGACCGGCCCCUCGUGCGCCGCAAGUCUGAGCUGCCUCAGGACCUCCACACCAAGAACGCCUUGGAGGCUCACUGCAGAGCUGACCAGCUGGUCUCCCAGGACGGGCGCUAG